Capsicum annuum is the source of this 4284-nucleotide messenger RNA. RefSeq names its product BAG family molecular chaperone regulator 6. Gene Ontology annotation, biological process: protein folding. Gene Ontology annotation, cellular component: plasmodesma. The coding region runs from base 361 to 4158 and encodes 1265 amino acids. Gene Ontology annotation, molecular function: protein-folding chaperone binding. Lineage: Eukaryota; Viridiplantae; Streptophyta; Magnoliopsida; Solanales; Solanaceae. The transcript is spliced from 3 exons. The record is from RefSeq and is a predicted model, not a curated record.
GACAUCUUAACGAACGUUGGCGCGCGAAACAUCCAGAAAGACGUAGAAAUUGUCGAAUCCAAAAAUGGGGCCUUUGUCAUUUCACAGUAUAAAUACGAAAAUGGCUAAGCAAAAUGAUCAUAUUCAAAGAAAAAAAAGAUUUUCAGAGCAGUUAUUAUAAAGAGAGAAGCAAAGUUCUAGCAGUAAAAAUUGAAGUUGGGUUGGUGGAUCGAUUUGUGCUGGAAAUUGAGUCAUUUGGAUUUGUGGAACCGAUUGGACGGAACUUUUAUUCUUUCUUAAUUGUAAUACUGUAUACACUUUAAAGAGAAGCUUAAUUUGGACCUGCAUUUGAACCAAGCUACCAAAAUUUACUCCCUAGAUAUGUAUCCCAUGAACAGGUUCAUGUACUCACAUCCUUACCAAAGGAACCAAGGACCUUACAAUCCUUAUUAUUGUUCCCAUUUCGAACCGAAUCCUCAUCAUAUGAAUAUUGAUCCAACUAGAUCUACUUUACCUUAUGAAUCUUGGCCUUGUGCUGGUAAUUAUGGGCAUCCUUAUCCACCACAGUGUCGCAGUUGCUGUAUCCACAACAAUUCUCCGAGUCAGUGCGCGUUCAGACCCCCAUAUCCUUAUCAUCCACCACCUGCCUUCAGCAACUGUAGUUAUCCUACAUAUCCCAUGAUGUAUCCUGCUCAUUAUGCUCCUCCACAUUUUAAUAUGGAGCAGCCCCGAUAUGAAUAUGAAAAGAAUAUGGACAGAGAUCAUCACUGUUGUGGUUGUCCAAAUCAUCUAUCUAGUAGUAAGAAAGGAGGGAGCAGUGUCAAGAUAGAAGAACAUGACCAGGAUAACUUGGAUAAGAGAAAUGAAAGUAAUGAGUCCUUGGUUCCUUUGGGGUUCAAGAAUGGUUCUUAUCCGGUUGUGUGGUUACCACCUGAUGACAUGAAGAUUAGGGAGCGCAUGAAGCCUAAUGGAUCCAAUUGUAAAGAGCAGGAGGAGAAUCCGCAAGUUGUGAAGCCCUUUGGCGAUUUCGGGCCCUUCCAACAACCAAAUGUCUGGAAUGUAUGGCCUCCUCAUCAUGGGAACAACUCGGAAUCACCAAAGCAAAAAGGAGAUUUGCCGGGAAAACAACAUGAUGAUGAUGCGAUCAGGCAGCAGUUUCCAUUUCCAAUAAUCUGGAUGCCUUAUAAACCUGAGGAAGACGCAGAUAAGAUUAACAAGGAGACUGAUUCCGGGCCCAUUGCUAAGCAGGAGCUAACCUCCCCCUCAAAAUUAACCAAACCAAUGAUACAUGAUUCUGAGGACAGGAUAAGCAAUUCUAAAGAAAAUGAAGUGAAUAGCGGAAAUGACAUCCGUGGAAAGGGACUGAAUAAAGAGGCAGUUGUAAAAACCAUUCCUGUAAAGCAAGUGGAGCAGAAUGAGGUGGUCUUGAAUGGGAAAAAACAGGAAGCUUCCCAAAGGCAUGAUAGUGAUGCUAAAGAGAAGAAAAUCACUCAAGAUGGUGGUAAAAAGCAGUCUUCUUCUCCUACAAAGUCAUCCAAGUUGCCUCCUGUUUGUCUUAGGGUUGAUCCCCUGCCUAGGAAGAAAAGCAGUAAUGGCAGUUCUAGGUCUCCUAGUCCUCCUGGUGGCGAAGGGAAAUUGGUAGAGUCGCCCAGUGACAGCUCCAAAUCUCGCAUCUUAUCAAAUGAGGAGGAGAAUGUUCAACUAGACAAAUCAUCAACCACAAGCAUGCCUGGCAAAAGCGUAGAAGUGGAGCCAAGUAAAAGCAAAAUAAAGGUUGUUGAGGUUGCCCAAGGGACGACUAAAGAAGAUAAACUUCAGGAUCAAUGUACUGUUUUCCCUGAUCUGAAAUGCGAGACAAAUGAGCUAAAAGAUCAACCUGAUAAAGUAGCUGCAAAAGCUCAGUCAAGCAAUGAACGACAUCAGGCCAGAGAAGCAGCGAAUGGAGAGGCAGAUGCAGGCGACAAGAUGAAGCGAGAAAAGAAGAGAAAAAUGUCUGAUGAUAAGGCGGCUACCAUGAUUCAGUCGGCAUACCGAGGUUUCAACGUGAGGAGAUGGGAGCCUCUGACGAAAUUAAAGCAGAUAGCCAAAAUAGAGGAGCAGAUGGCUGGGCUUAAAAACCGAGUUCAGGCAUUGGAGAGCUCAGCUGACAAUGGAGUUGACAACAAACAGAGAACUAUAAUGACAGAAGUCAUAAUGGGUCUUCUGCUGAAGCUCGAUACUAUCCAGGGGUUGCAUCCAACUGUUAGGGAGUAUAGAAAAUCUGUAGCAAAGGAGCUUGUUAGCCUGCAGGAGAAGCUGGAUCUUCUAAACUGUAUGAAGCAACCGGCAGAAAGCGAACAGACUUUAACUGCUAAGUCUAGUGAGGAUACAUGCACGGCGAUGGAAGACAACAUUUCCUUGCAGCAAGGCCUGGAGGUGCAAAAUUUGAAACGGGAUGAUGAUUUAGCUAAGGGAAAUGAAGAAAUAAAGUUUGAUUCAAAGGGACCUUCUGAAGAGCAGCCUCUUUGUGUGACAGAGAAGCUAGCCAACUCUCAUGAUGAUGUAGGCAAUGCAGAGGUACUGAUGGGAAAGAAAGAAAAUAAGGAUGUUGGUGAGGUAAUGUUGGACUUUUCUGGUGGCAAUGCAGUGGAGACAGGAGAUGGGGCAUCAGAAACACCUUUUGAAGCGGAAGAAAAAGCAGAUGAUAAGGUACUUGAUGAGAAUGCAGCAGUAGUUGAGCAAUUGGAAGAGCAUGAUGAAUCCGAACAAUCUUUGCCAAAUACUAUUCCAUUUUCUGAAGAACUUUCAAAAAGUUCUGCUUCAGAGGUCACACAUUGUGGUUUCAAGAAUGAUGACGGUGUGGAUGAAUUGGAAGAACUCACUCGAGGAGUCCUUGAUGAAGAGACCAGUGUUCAAGACGCUGCUGAAAUCAGAAAAGAUGAAGUCCUUCAAUAUGACAAAGGAGACCUUACUGCACAUGUCCAUGAAGGAAAAGUCUCUGAUACAGAGAGUCUAGAGCACCACCCCUUGGAAGCAUUGGGUGAAAUACCAGUCAUUGAGAGGCUGGAGAAUACACACAGCAGCAACAAAAUAGAGGAAAAUACAGUUCUGGAAAGAGAUGCAGCAGUACUAAUCGACAUUCCCAAGCAAGACAGAGAAGAUGCAACGUCAUUAAAUGAAGAUGAGAACAUCUCUGAUGUGGAUGAUAAGGUUGCUAUGGAGAAGAAUGACAAGGAACUUGAACAAAGCGAUACUGCAUCAGAUGGUUUUUCCCAAUCACAGAAAGGCGCAAUCACCACAAAGCAGCCGACAGAUUCUACCAACAUGGAGCAAUUGGAAAUAAUUGCAGGUCUGCAAGAAAAAAUGCAAAAUGCAGUAGACAACGAUACUGAAAUCCUUGAUUCAGGGAAAACCAUGGAACAAACAGCAGAGCCUCAACUAUCCACUAUUACCAAUGAUGAAAUUCAAGAGUAUCACUUCCAGGAUAAGCAGAAAGUUGGGGAGGAAAAUAUGGAGGUGAAAAGUGAGGAAUUUUCAGCCCGUGAUGCUGUGGUUUCUGUACCUGAUAAUGAAGGCAAAGAGCAUAAUGUGGACGUUGAGCAGAGGCAUGAGGAGCAGAACCUUGAGACACAAGAGAAGGAACCAGUGGCUGCCGAUAAUGCUGCACCUGUGACCGAGGAACCAGUGGAAGGAAGUAAAGCAAUGGCUACUCCAACAUCGACAGAGCUGGCAGGAGAGAAAGAGCUUGGUGCAGGAGAGGACCACAGCACAUACCCAUUGACAGGUGAUGCCGUGGAAGGUAAGUCUGCUGAUGUUGCCCAUUCUUUUGGUUCCACGCCUACUGAAGUACAAAUUAUGGAUGCAAAUGAGCUUAAAGAAUGGAAGAAAGUAGGCAUGUCACCGUCAACACCUACUGCAAGCCAAGUAUCAUGUGAUAGUGAUGCACUAUCUGAGAGCGAUCGGAAACUUAUAGAGGAGAAUGAAAAAUUAAGGAAGAUGUUGGAGAAACUAAUCAAAUCAGGGAAUGAACAACUGAGUGCCAUAUCCAGUCUUUCUGGAAGAGUUAAGGACCUGGAGAAGAGAUUGUCCAGGAAGAAGAAGCUGGGAUUGAAACGAAACAGGAUGGCAGCAUCUGGAUCAGCUUGUGUAAAGCCAUUGAAUGACUCACUUAGAAACAGGGCUGUGGGGUUGGCAAUGUAAGAAAAAAAUCUUAGCGAUUUCUUUCGAUGGAAUAGUGGUUUGGUUUCAUGUGGUCUGUUUUAUCUGUGUUUCAUUGGAAGAUAUGUAUCUGAAAUUACAUUUAUAAUAAGUCUUUUUUCUUCUCCA